Rattus norvegicus (Norway rat) is the source of this 6715-nucleotide messenger RNA. It is a transcript of the gene Ssbp2, whose product is annotated as single-stranded DNA binding protein 2. The record is from RefSeq and is marked validated. Gene Ontology annotation, molecular function: single-stranded DNA binding. The transcript has 18 exons. The coding region runs from base 56 to 1192 and encodes 378 amino acids. Lineage: Eukaryota; Metazoa; Chordata; Mammalia; Rodentia; Muridae.
GAGGCUGUGAUGGGUUGACAGGUGCGUGACAGUGGGAGCUGCUCUCGGCACAAGCAUGUACGGCAAAGGCAAGAGUAACAGCAGCGCCGUCCCGUCCGACAGCCAGGCCCGGGAGAAGUUAGCGCUCUACGUGUAUGAAUAUCUGCUCCAUGUAGGAGCUCAGAAAUCGGCCCAGACAUUUUUAUCAGAGAUAAGAUGGGAAAAAAACAUCACAUUGGGGGAGCCGCCAGGAUUCUUACAUUCUUGGUGGUGGAAGGUGUGGUGGCUGUCGAUCCCUGGUCCAGAGUGCUUCUACAGUCCUGUGUUUUGGGAUCUCUACUGUGCAGCUCCAGAGAGACGGGAAACCUGUGAACACUCGAGCGAAGCAAAAGCCUUCCAUGAUUAUAGUGCUGCAGCAGCUCCCAGCCCCGUGCUAGGAAACAUGCCCCCAGGAGAUGGCAUGCCCGUAGGCCCCGUGCCACCAGGGUUCUUUCAGCCUUUUAUGUCACCUCGGUACCCUGGAGGCCCAAGGCCCCCGUUGAGAAUACCUAAUCAGGCACUUGGAGGUGUCCCAGGAAGUCAGCCAUUACUCCCCAGUGGAAUGGACCCAACACGACAACAAGGACAUCCAAAUAUGGGCGGACCGAUGCAGAGAAUGACUCCCCCAAGAGGAAUGGUGCCCUUAGGACCACAGAACUAUGGAGGUGCAAUGAGACCCCCACUGAAUGCUUUAGGUGGCCCCGGAAUGCCUGGAAUGAACAUGGGUCCAGGUGGUGGUAGACCGUGGCCAAACCCAACAAAUGCCAAUUCAAUACCCUACUCCUCGGCGUCUCCUGGGAACUACGUAGGUCCUCCAGGAGGUGGAGGACCACCAGGAACACCCAUCAUGCCUAGUCCAGCAGAUUCAACCAAUUCGGGAGACAACAUGUAUACUUUAAUGAAUGCAGUACCUCCUGGGCCUAACAGACCUAAUCAGUUUCCAAUGGGCCCUGGAUCAGAUGGUCCCAUGGGUGGAUUAGGAGGAAUGGAGUCCCACCACAUGAACGGCUCUUUAGGCUCAGGAGACAUGGACAGUAUUUCCAAGAAUUCUCCCAAUAAUAUGAGCUUGAGUAACCAGCCGGGCACUCCAAGGGAUGAUGGCGAAAUGGGGGGCAAUUUCCUAAAUCCCUUUCAGAGUGAAAGUUACUCGCCUAGCAUGACCAUGAGUGUGUGAUCCAUUACCGCGUCCCCUCAUGAAAACCAUCGUGAGUCAGCCCAUCACAAAACUACUACGGAAGAAAACUACUCAUCGUGUACAGUUAGACAACGGAAUCUCAGACAACCAGACCACCUUUUAGUUCCUGCUCUCUCCCCUAUUUUGAGAAGAAAGCGGGUCCACACGUGAUUCAAGCAACUGUACGGAGCUGCCCAUUAGCUGCCCCAACUGAACUGCGGUGAUUAUCUGUGUGUGUGUGGGGAAGAGAAUGCAUCGUAUGUGCAGAUCUGUAUGCACAUAUAUGCAUACGUGCAUUGACCCACAGGACAUUGUAAGAUAUUAUCACAUGACAUCUUAAGUAGAAGUAAGUAGGGACUUUUAUUCCAUCCUUUUUUUUUCACGUUUACAUUUUAAUUAUUAAAGGUUGCUCCUGCCCUUCCUGAACUAUUUUGUGCUGUGUACAUCACUGCUUUAUAUAAGUUAUUUUUUAAGGUGAACUCAGAUGUUAUGGUUUUGUAAAUGUCUGCAAUCAUGGAUAGGAAUAAAAUUGCUUAUUUGAGAGCUUUCAUUCACUGUGUCUGAAGCAAGUUGCCUGUGAACCCAGAGUGUACCGAGUAGAGACAGUGUCUUCGUCCUCAUGUCCAACCAAGCGUUCUGUUCCCUUCUGUGCAGAGUAGUGUGCUGCUUUGUAUGUAAGGAAAAUGCAGGGCCUCACACAGUACAUUUCUGCAGUAACUGUUUAAACUGAGUUCCUUCUUGAUUUGUUUGUCUUAAUGAUGCAGAAAUGAUUAGCUAAUUCAAGUUACCUACACUGUAGCAAUAAAGUGACACAGGUUACCAUACUUUUAGCACACAUUCUUAAACACAAUAAAAUCCAAAAGUGAUAGCAAAACCACUUGUUUGAGUUUCAGCUUCUCCCAGGGAUCUAGAAGUAAAAUUUUAAUAAUAUACAGUGAGGAAUGGUACUGUAUUUUUAUUCAGAUUUCCUAUGAUCAUUUCCAGACACUUGAAAACAGACAGACACACUGACAUGGUUGAGGCUUUCAGGGCAGAGAGCAGAGAAUGAGAACACUGGAGGGUUGCAGCGUUUCUGGUUUUCUCACCCAGUAGCUUGCCUGCUGGAGCAGAACUGAUGUCCCUGCUCUCAGUUGGCAGUGUAUGUGCCCUGUCCACUCUGUUUUGGGGUCAGAGGACUUGCACUGGGAGGCAGAUUAUCUGUAUAACUUGUGUUGACUGCAGCUGGCUAGAUCUCCAUUGUGUGUCUGACAGUUUGGAAGGCAGUAAAGAGACAGUUUUUAAUUAUCUUCCUUACAAAAGCGCCCUGCUGCAUGGCAUUUCCCUCAUCUGUGGGAUUACAUUUAAUCCUGUACUCAAACACUAAAUCCCCAUAGGAAAAGCAUAGAGAGUUUAUUUUAUACUCUAAGAGAGACCUCUAUGAUCCUUGCUGGUCUAGCUGAGGUACAAAUGUCCACUGAUCUCCACCCUGCUAGCGAGUACUGCCCAGCCUGACGGGAGAGGACACCUCCCUUUCCUUUGGGGCUAUAAAUGUUGACACUGUUUGCCUGCACGUGGUUCUAGAUGAUCAAAUUUCUUUCAAAUCCACAUUGAUUCAUUCUUCCUGAAAAUGGACAGUUUUGGCUGGGCAUUACAGGGAUGCUGGGAGCAUGGAGGAUAAAGAAUUAACUUACCCUGCAGAUCUAGGUGACACUUAUGAGUCAUAGUUUAUAGCACAGCGUUGGCCUACAACUGCACCAGAGAGCAGCCUUGUACCAGCAGACUACAGGAACCUGUCUCAGGCAGUUGGCACAGGAAGUCUUUACCUUCAGGUGGAGCUAAUCUGAGGAUGACGCUUCAUGCAUUCACCUGAACCACAGGUAUCAGUGGCAGCUUUCACUCUCUAUACGACCAUAAACCACAGUUUACCAGAGUUAAACUGUUUUCAGUAAUCUCGGUCUUAGGGUGCUGGACUUCUGCUCACUCUGCUCUCCAUCACGACCAGCCUUUCCUUUCUGUCAUUUGUGUUCUGAGAAGGGAAGCAAAUGAUUCCUCUUACACACAAAAAUCAUGGAACUAAUUUUGCAUGCCCUUCUUUGGGAAUAGUUCUAGAAUAUAAAUGACAUAAAUGGCGUGUUAAUAAUGAUAUAAGCAGCGUGUGCUACUUCUAACCUGUUUUGUUUCUUAAGAAGUAAGAUGGUUUUGUUUUUGUUUUCAUUUCCUUACUUUCUUGGAACUCAGUUUUAAAAAUACCUGGUCCCAAUUUGUAAAUUCAUUAAAACCGUAAAAAUUAUUUUUAAGAUAAAACUGCAUUCACAAACUAGAAAAUACAAGAAUGCUUAAUUUCUUUAGCCAGAUAACUUUGUUACCCAAAGGGUAAACACUAAAACUACAUUGAUUUUUAUGUAGAUCUUAAUUAUUUAACAUUUAUUGUGUUCCUGGUAAGAAAAGCCAACAUUUUCUUAAGCAUUCUACCGGGACUGACACAUUCAUGCUGUCUUGAUGUAUAUGCUGCUUGCCAGAGGUUUUGGGGGUUUUUUUUGGUUUUUUUUUUUUGUUUUGUUUUUGUUUUUUUUUUGCAUAUUUCAGCACAUAAUGAUGAAAUCAGCAAUACUCACAUAUAUUGGACAUGGCAUGCACCCAUCAAAUCUGAGAUUGGGCAAUCAUUGUGAGCAUGAAUCCUGUUCCUCUUCCUGCCCUCCCUAACGCACUAAUGUUUGAAAGCUCAAGUCAGUCUAAGUUCUGUGUGGUUCUUAACCAUCUGACUGUCUUACUGCGAAGAUGCCCUGUGUUUUAAAAAAAAGGCUUUUGGGUACACUGAUCUCGUAAAACCACAAACUUAAUGGGCAAAUUAGUGCUCCUUUGAAAAUAUUCCAGUUUGGGUUCAAUUGCUAGUGAACAGGAAUUUCACGGCUAAAAAUCUGAGGUUAAGAUUUCUCGAUUGCCAAAAGACUAACAAAUCAAUUCUGCUCCCUUCAGCCAAGGAAAGCGCUCAGACACACCUGUCCCUGCAGAAAUUUAGAGAAAAAUUCUGUUCCCCUUCAGCCGAGGAAAGCACUCAGACACACCUGUCCCUACAGAAAUUAAAUAGAGAAAAUUUGUUCCACCUCUCUUUUCAUGUUCUGUAAGGCACCGGAACUCGGUUGCAUUUGAAAGGACCAUUCAGGUAAACAGUCUUGAGCUUUGAAGACAGCAGGUGGAGUAAGUUCACGUUGGCAUGUGAGUAGCCCCACAGCUGUCUACAUCAUUCUCCACAUUGUGGGGCUGUGCCCUCGGCAGCCUGGGGCUGUGCCCUCGGCAGGGACUGUGCACAGUUCUCAGUAUAUCAGACCUGGGUUAGCUUACGGCUUCUCCAUGCUUGCCUUCCAUCCCAGGAGACAAGAUGCAAGGGUUGAACAGCUCUCCCUUCUCAGCCUCACAGCUGUCGUCUCUGCACAGUGUAUAUAGUACUGGUGGUAGUUUUCCUGAGGAAAACGUUUUCAGUUUUCAUUCCUUGAUUAUUACUGUUCAUCACAAGCAGUAUUACAGAUCACAGCCACGCGACAUCUGAAUGUUCUCUUGACACUGUUCCCUGUUGUGUUUCGUGUGCUGUAGUUCUUUCUCCUUUGCUUGAGACAUUAACAGAGGCAAGUAGCUCACGAAUAUGUGGUGUAGAGAGGGGAGAUUGGUGUGUUCAGACAAUAGUCACGCAUUUUAACAAAUGCCAAUUAGUCUUUUGUAGUUUUCCCUUCUUGGUGUAUUACAUUUCUCUGACAUGAGAACCAAAAGCCCAUGCUUGCUUAAAACAAUGUUUCCAGUUUUAAGCAUCUGUAACAGUCUCCCCUGGUCUGAGAAAGAUGCCCAGAAACACGGGAAAAGUAAGAGUGGCAAAUUUGUUAAUACCACCUCAGUUCUGCAUACGACAUUUGUGUAUACCUGUGUGCAUGUGUUGGGGGAUGGCAACAUAAAUUUUGCUCAUAAACCCCACUUCUACUGAGAUCGUAUUAUUUUAUAUAGCACUGUUGAUAGAUAGUAAACAUCUUUUUCUUUUGACAUUUUAUUUCAGUGGUAAUAUAUCUGAUAGAAGUUAUUUGGGAUGGCAAGAGAGGAGAACACCACGAUUCUGUAUAUUGGACAAUAUAUCAGCAGGAGUAGUGUCCCAGGCCCAGAUUUAGCUUCUCAGCAUUGGACAUCAUACUAAGCGUGUCAGAAAUCAUGCAGUAAUUACAGUAUAAGAAGUUGAAUUGACAUCAUCUAAACCGUUAACUUCACCCAUGAACCAUAAUUCAGUUAGGAUGACGUAAUGAUUAACACACACCUGAGACUUUCAGUGACUUCUCUAGACUCUAUUAUGAAGAGAGAGAUUCAGCUGACUGAGUCCCAAGGGUUUCCUCUGUUGAGUUUCCCUUGGUAACUUACAGAAUUUGUUUUCUUAAGUAAGAGAAUCAUUUCUGUAUGAAGUUUAAAUGUGAAUAUUUUGCAUUUUAAAAUGAAAUACAGUAGAAAAAUGAAAUAUAUAAAUGUUACAGCAUUUAAUGUGGGACUGGGCCUUCUCAUGUAUACGUUUCCUAGGUAUUGGUAGGAUAAAUGUUUGCUUCACUUUGACUGUCCCAGUCACUGGAAUCUUAUGAUCUGCUUCUAAAAUACUUAGUGUUUUAUUUCUAAAGCAAGAUGGGCUGUUACCAUGGCAAAGGUAAGUGUUAAUAGUCCUUGAGAAAAAUAUAUAAAUAUUUGUUCUCAGUUACUGCAUUUCACUUUCUCCUCCGUGACAGCGGUCCCAGUAUGUGACCUGAGGGUGAGGUCUGGGUCUUUGAUAGGAGUCUAUACAGUCUGCAUAGUAUGCUGUGUCUCUGGAACAGUGUUGGUUAAAUGUAGUCAACCAUCUGUUUGGAAACAACACCUCAGAUCAUCUGCCCAUCUUACAUGAUUUGAGCGGAGAUCUAAAUUCUUCACAAUACUUUAGAGAUUUUCUUGACAAAGUACUGAUUGAAGUUUGUGUGUGGAUUUAGAUCAAACUUCAAAAAUACUUACUUUCCUUGCAUUAAGACAGCUAUAAACUCUCCGUUAGGCAAAUGCUUGGAAGGACAUGUUACUGUUUCAGAUGUAAAGAUUGAGAAGUCCUUAUACAUAGAAUUCUUUAUUCAUGGUAGCCAUAUGAUUAUUGAAUUGUUUAUCUAAUUGUGAUUUUAAGAAUUUAAAAUGUUUUCUUACUACACGUGUUAAAUUGUUACAAUGUCUUCCUGGAAAAUAGAGUUAUUUGUAAGGUUUUUAUAAAUGCACAAUCUGUGUAUAAAUAUAAUUGAAGUCUGGGAUGACUCGGUAAUUACGACUCUCCGUUCAGGAACGGGCACCAGGUAACCCACACACUUGUCAACGUAGCACUUGUGUGUAUAUAUCUUUGUGCACAUGUACAUUGUUAUUCUCAAGUGAAUUUAUCACUUAAUGUUUUUGUAAAAGUACUUGAGCUGUUUGUGUAAUGCAAAAAGUCACCAUAAAGAUGUACAUAAAUGCCCCGUAAGUUGGCACGUCUUCAUAUUUAAUUGAUAAAAUUGCAGCUUUUGAUUUACA